Hylaeus volcanicus is the source of this 2961-nucleotide messenger RNA. RefSeq names its product calcium-binding and coiled-coil domain-containing protein 2-like. The record is from RefSeq and is a predicted model, not a curated record. NCBI's taxonomy places the organism in Eukaryota, Metazoa, Arthropoda, Insecta, Hymenoptera, Colletidae. The transcript is spliced from 10 exons. The coding region runs from base 1045 to 2814 and encodes 589 amino acids.
UCUCCUGGCGGCAGCAUUUGAACGCUUUGCUCGCAAGCUACGGAUACGUGGUCUGUAUGCAAUCGAGCUAAAUGUUUGAACUUGUUGAACAACCUAAGUGCUCCGAUAGGUAGCGGUAACUCUACUUUCAUACUCUUCCGCAACCCUUAUUUUUCCCACCCCUCUAGCUGACCAUGUACUGUUCCGAACGAUUCAAUUGUAUUCGGUGCAAUUUAAUUCACUGCUAAGGCGAAUCAUCAGUCUUAUUCGUACAUAUUCGCCCACUCUUCUCAACGAAGAUCGUUGUUUCUGGCGUUGUGAUGAAUCUCACAGGAAUCUUAUCUUGUUUAUACAAAGAACAGACGCGCAUUUAUGCAUGCGAGGUUCACUUAUAAUGUUAUAAUGACGACAUAAUGUCUUCGAUAUUGUAUAUAUUUAACAUAUUCGAACUUGGAACGUAUAUAUCGAAUUGUAUUAUGUAAUUUAACCGUUUAGUAGGUAUCCUAUUUGCAACUGGUUCGCGUGUUUGUUGCCUACGUCUGUUUUAUACAACGUCGGUAACAUCAAAUGCAUUUUAAAGGAAAUAAAGUAGACAUUCCGGUCUCCGAUGUAAGAACGUACGAUUAUUAUCGGAGUUAAAGUCGCGUUAGACGUUAUUCAUGAAAUAAUUUGCGGGUAGCAGAUUUACGAUUGCUUGGCGCGCAUUCGUGCUUUCACCAUUAUCUGCGUGCCGCUGCCAGAUGGCAGCUGCUGUUUCAUUCUUUGCAAUCGAGCAAUGGUAAAAAUGAAGAUAAUGUAAAAAAUCGUAUGCAGUUUAAUUGUCUGUAAACCACCGAUGGUUACGUGCAAUCAAAAUUGUAAUACUUCGCACAAUUUUAAUAUCAUAAUAUUGUCCACGUUUAAUUGGUUAACGUAUUCGUAGUUCCUUUGUUUCUUAAUUUUUUUUACUCGAUGACGACUCGACUACACCGUAGGAUAUAUUAUAUGUAUUUCGGACACAGCUGUUUUCAAAGCGUCCCUUCGCUGAAUAUUGGCUUUGACUCUGUCUUUCCGCUGUAAAUAUUCAUGAAAAUGUACUGCUGUGCGCGUGGCACGUUUCAUUGUCAAUACGCCAAUGGAGUCCAAUUCGAGAAAUUGAAAACCAAAUAUUCCAUCGACGAGGACAUUAUAGUAGAGUACACGUUACACGAUAAAGUCAGCACGUCGUCGCGCGAUUGGGUCGGAAUUUUCCCCAGAGGGUGGACCAACCUUCAGCAGUAUCUGACUUUUGAAUACGUUCUCGUGGCACCGAAAAUGUCGUCUCUGUCCAGGCGCAGUAUCAUGUUUUUGCAUACGUUUCAUCGAGAGGCGUCUUUGAAUAUCGAUUACCACUUCGUCUACAUAAGCAAAGAAAUCGAAAUCAUGGGCACGAGCUCGUACUUUCGUUUCACCAUGAAUCCGAAACAUCGAUUCCUCGAUCGAAACGCCAACUCACCGGAAGUAAGCAGCAGCAGUUCGGUAGCAGCGACCUCGAAACGAUCGACUACUCGAUGCAAAUUAAACGGUUGUGCACCCUCGAUUGGAUCGCUGCCACCAAACUACACGGAGAAAUUCAUCGCACCGAUCAAAACGCCUAAAAUGUUUGACGACGUGAUUCGACCGCAUCGUUCGUUCUCGGACCAUCGACAAAGAACGUGUCGUUUUCACUGCACCACGAAAUUGGCGCCAACGAUUACCUCGAAUCGGAUUCAGUUCUUGAUGUCGCAUAACGAGCAACUUGGGGCUCGCGUAGGACGACUCCUGCGCGACUUAGAAUUAACAGAAACAGCCGUGAAGAGGGAGAAAAUGGCGCGGAUGGUUUUGACGAAUAGGCUGCAGACGUACGAGACGUUCGUCGCGGAAAUGUUCAGGAGUUUGAACGUGAUAGGAGUUGUUAAGAUUACAGAUAAAGCGGGAAAUCAGAUAAUUGCUCAGAAAAUUAAACCGAAUGAACUGUCUUCGAUGAACGACGAGCAAGUCGACAAGUGUAUUUCAAUUCCGGAAAUUUCGAUGCUCAAUCAGUCGAUAGAAAAUAUGGGGUGGAACCACGACGAGACAAUGGAGAAGAUGAACAUCGAAGAGGUUCCUCGGGGGAUGAGCUCGUUGAUCAACGAAUCGUUAAAAAACAAAGAGACUAUAUCCCACGACCCUCGAGCGGAUAGAUCGUUUCCGAAGAGAGAACACACUCCGCGUCCCGACACGAAACACCUUAACGUUAUCUUGUCCGGGGAACAACAAUUGCCGUGGCCCGAGAAAUUUUCGGAGGUUACCUCAUCCAUGGUGGAAAUGGCGUCGAGUCCUGGUAGCCAGCGUGGUUGUUACGUAACGAAAGAGGCCACGGGCGCGACAAACGAAGCAGACGAUAAUGCAUGCAGAGACAAUUGUAAAAUCGAAGAGUCUAACCGUGUCGAGGGCAAGGCGAAGGAAACGAAAAACAGUGCGGUGGACGAGAAAGAUAUUGUGGGAAGUCUGGAUUCCUUGGAAUCUAUGAAUUCGCGCGAGUGUAGCGGCACUUGCCACCACAAUUGUUCGGUGAAGUCGACUACGAACAAGCAAUUUGACAAAGAGUGGGCGCUCGUGUGUCAGUGCGAUUUCGAAGUGACCAACGGGGUACGUCGGCUGACCGAUAAGAGCAUGGCAAACCUGAAACAUUAUCUCGAAACUCAUGCAACGAACGAUGUCCCGAUGAAUACCACGCUUUCGACAAACUUGGAAGGCGGGUCUGAAAAUCCGAUUGAUUUCGAGACACUUCGACCGAAGCCGUCCGCUAUUUUGAUAAAGGGCAGGGACGCUAAGUUUUCAAUUAUAAGGUAUUGAACUCCGAACGAUGGAUAUUCAAGAACGAACGAAUCCUUGCGAAGCUUUGCUGUCGUGCCAUAUUCUCGGGCUGAAUAUGCAAGAGAGUCGUUAGUUGAGGCAUUAGCGAAAAUGAAAUGUAAAUAAAUAAAAUUUCCAGCUUCGCGA